CAUUCCCUCCGGGCCGUCAUGUGUUCGUUCAGAGCACCUUUACACACGCUUACAGUCUCACACCUCGAACAGUUGGUAUCCUUACAGGCCAAAGGAAGGACGUUCGGGCUCUGCGUCCUGCGCAGGAUCAAUAAGCCGAUGUGCAUCAUCAUGUGCCUUAAUUAAGGAUGUUAGACUUCAGGAUUAUCACUGAAAGAUCUUGUAAAGGAAACGGAUCUCGAGAUGUGGAGAGCGCAAUUGCUUGUGUUCCUGGGGCUUUCAUCCCUAGCAGCUGCAUGGGACACCAACUUCAAGGCCCUGAAUUGCUACGUAGACAAGAGCUCUAGCAUGGGCAUAAGCGCCCUCGUCGAGACGAGGAUGCCCAUGAGCAUGGACAAUUUCAUCUCCCUGGUCGAGAAAUACGAGAGACAGCAUACCAUGGAGGCUCCUGGCCGCAUUGCGGAUGCGCUGAUCUCCAGAUACAGAAAAGAUGGCAUGGUUUACGACCCAGAACAGCUCACAGCGUACAUGUUCCAGCCCAAGGAGACAUUCGAAGUCGACAAGCAAGAUAUCAUCAGGAAUCUGCUCAGCAACUCUUACCAGGUUCCAGUGGACACAUUCGACCACAGGGAGGAGUGUUCCCUACACUUCAUGUCGUCCCACAGCACCGACACCUACCCUCAUUCUGGAAUCAACGAGUUCUGGCAAAACAGCGGAAGGUAUCGCAGAGACUUGCUUAGCACAAACGACACAGACCUUGGCAAGAGCACCUUAGUGUUCCCUGAAAUAGUCGAAGUUGAUAAUUUUACAACCUCUACUGUUACUACAACCAUUCCAUCACUCAAUACCACAAGCAACACACCAAACAAAUUCACAUAUGAAACAGAUGUUCCAAUAUCAACAAGCCCCAAAACUAGGCCUACAACGACUGCACCAACCUAUGGGACUACAGCUAGCACUAGCCGAGUUACUCCCAGUCUACUUAGAGCCGGGAGAUUCCUGUCCCGUCCAAGAGGGAGCCAGCGUCUUAGCUCCUACUCCCAGCCAGCGGGCACAGAACCAGCGACCCACCCCAUUGAGAACGGCGUGAUUCUUUCGUCAUCAGGACCUAUCGCUCUUGGGACCCUUCUGGCAGGCAUCUCAACCACGCUGAGCGGAAGCGAACAGACUAUAGCUUCGGUCUUGGGAGAAAACGUCGUCAGCUACAUGCCUGAUGAGAUGAAGGCCAAAAGACUUAAUCCUCUUUACGUGGCCACGUUGGCUGGUGACAUCGGCCAGACGGCACUCAAGGCCAGCAAUAGCCCGUCUAGGGUCAAGGCCUUUUUGGGCCCACGUGGCAAGUUCUCAAACAGCACGGCUGCCCCGAAGCUCUUCACUCUGGAAGAAGGAAAUGAUGGACUUAUAAUCUACCUCACUCGCUCGGAAAUUUUUGCAGGAAUUGAUGCUAUGCUCAUUACGCAGUACAUGAAUUCAGCGUCGUCCUCGAGGGUGAAGUUAUCCCAGAUCUUGAGGAUGUAUUACUCGGACAGAGGACUCCCUAACCUUCCCACCUACAAGGCCUGCAACAGAAUGGACGCCUACAAUACCAUUCGAGACGACACCAAAACCAAGGAACAGGUCCUGAACUUCAUGUACGCGUACUCCAACUACGACUCGUUCGCGCGUCAGUACAUCGACGAAAGCAGCGACGAUUUUGACAGCAUCCAGCGCCACUUCACCGACGCUCUCACGGACGCCUGGAGCGCUUUCUCCAGCUUCGUAGGUAACUACAACUACGAUGACUAUGACAGAUGUCCCACUUAUAAAGACAAUACCAAGUGUGAGACUACUACAGAUUUGGUCGUCGUUUACAACAGGGAAGGAGGAGUACAGGACAGCCAGGCCCAGAGGGAAUACAUCACGCUGUUGGCUCAGAAGAUUGGUGUGGGUCAGGACAGGUCUCGCCUCGGGGUCAUAGAUGCUCGUAAUGCCGAAUGGCUUAUGCCCGUCACCAACGUGUCCAAUGUAGCUGACCUGGGUGCCAACUUCACCUUGAACUCUCAGCAAUUUGGCAGUGGAGGUUCCAGUGCUGAUGUGAUGAGGAUUCUGGAGACACUCAGUAACUACUACUUUGACUUCUAUAACCUUUCUCUCAGCUCUGGACAAAACGCAACUGCUAAUUCACAGGUCGUUGUCUGGAAUGUACCCAGAACCGCUCCGGACUUUAACGAUGAUAAUAAUCUGAAGAUUCUCAGGGAUUUCAACCUGUCUUUCCCAGAUGUUUACUUCCUGCUUGUGGGAAACAACCAGGCCGACUAUGCGAACGUGUUGCACGACAAAGAGAAGGACUUCUUCAAGAUAAACCUCCAAAACCCGGAGGAAACAGCGGACAAGAUCGCUGAGCGCGUCUGUCAGAUUCCCAAGGUAUUCUUCUACCCAGCCUGCAACACCGACCUGCCGCAGUACACAGACUACCGCGAGGACACCCACGUCUUCAAGGGCUAUGUCACCCCGAACUUCACCACCUACGCCAGAAUCGCUCCCCAGAACUUCAAGUAUUCUUACCACGUGACACUCACUCUGCAGAGUCAGGACGUGAAAGUGUGCGCAAGCAGAGUCAGCAUGAACCUGGAUAGUACGGCGAGUGACAUCCAGUGCCAAGAGGCAGCCAACGGGAUUUUCGAGUGGCACGAACUCUGCACGGACAGCAACCUGACGCUGUGCCAUCCCAUCUACCUGUCCAUCUCCGGCACGCCUACGGGCAACGUCCGCUGCGAUGCCAACGACUGCGAAUUCCCCAACCAAGUAGAGUACAAGAUCGGUCACGAAGGAAUCGUGUGCGGUGCAGCAUCCUUCAGGAUCUCCCUCCUGUUGUUGGCCAUCUUGGCACUCCUUCACUACUACCUAGUCUAAGGCAUCCACUCCUUCGUCUGCGUGUUGAUCAGCAGAAAAAGGGCCGCCUUCAUUAGCUCGACAUUAGGAUUAGCAGGGUCUUCGGAAGGUUGUGUGCUUGUGUCAUUGGAAAUUUCGUCCGUUUUCUUUCGUAGGAAAACGGAAUUUUGAUACAUUAAUAAAUAAACGGGCAACUUUGAUAACUUAGAUAAUUUGAUGGUUGUGUUGAAAAGUGAUUCUUCAUUCUGUUCUAACUUGAAGAACGCGAAUCAUAAUUAAAUAUGUAAAUAGAUAAAUGGGUCACCUAGUAUAGAUGGGAUUUAUGAUGCUUAUAUGUAACAAUUGUAUAUUCAAUCUAUUUUAUUCUUGAGGAAUUUAACCUAUGCUAAAUGGAAGAUAGAUGAAUAACUAUGGCAAAUUUUCGGGCAUCUGGGCAGGGGGUUAAAUUAAUUUUUUUUCGUGGGUACGGAAGGUCAAUAACCGCACAUUUAAAAAUGAAUUCAUUACUAACAGAAAUACAGAAGAGGAUGAAAUUCCAAAUAAAAUUAUCACGUCUGAGUCACAACAAUUCGACUUCUAAUCCAACGAACGUUUGUUUACAUUCCGGAUUGUGGCAAAAUUUUGAUUCACAAAACGUGGUUACAUGUGCGGUUACACAGUGAUUGUAGAUACUUUUGUCUAUAUAAUAUAUAUAUAUAUAUAUAUAUAUAUAUAUAUAUAUAUAUAUAUAUAUAUAUAUAUAUGUAUAUAUAUGGUCGACUUGGUCUGCCUAUUGAAUGUUCAGAUCUCAGUUCCCGUAUAUAUUUUGGAGGCCCACGUACGUGCGUUGAUGACUACCUGAUUUUUUCCAUAAUAGCAAAGAAGUUCCUAUACUUAAAUUACUAUGUUAGUUAUAUCGUUUACCUCUACGUAGUUUUUAUUUCUUUAUUAAAGUCACAAGCGACAUUUUAGAGGGACCUGCACUUUGAGAGUUUGAUGUCACAAAAAAGCUUGUGCUUAAUGAUUUAGGUUAGAGGAGAGCAGCUUUCCCUGUAACAUGUUUUAAAUUAAGAAGAGUUAUUUAAUGUUAUACAUGCCUAAUCAAAUAGAGUUGCCGCUUUUAGUAUUUAUUUUUUUAGAUGCUGGAUUUUUAUACGAGUAUAAAGCUACUAUUUCAAGUACUAUAAUCGCUUCCACUGAAAGGACUUGAGAGUUUUGAAGAGGCACAUUCAUUGUAUUUUGACCUUAGCUCUUCCAAAGAUUUUUGUGGGUCU
Messenger RNA from Macrobrachium nipponense, 4103 nucleotides. RefSeq lists its product as uncharacterized. The transcript is spliced from 19 exons. The record is from RefSeq and is a predicted model, not a curated record. Lineage: Eukaryota; Metazoa; Arthropoda; Malacostraca; Decapoda; Palaemonidae. Bases 223 to 2871 code for a protein of 882 amino acids.